AUGAGGGCAGAACUAGAUUUCUUUCAAACAAAAGAAAUAUCACCAAUCUCCGAUAACCCACUCUUCACCACAACACCUCGCACUCUGGAACUCUUUGUAGAGUCAUUACUACGGAAAGCAAUGCAAGUAACAGUGGCAAGAAAUGCAAAGACCCUGAGCCCUUCCCACGUGAAACAGUGCAUCCUGGCCGAGUCCAAGUUUGACUUCUUGAGGGAUUUGGUCAAGAAUAUACCUGAUGUGUCGGCGGCAGAGGAGAAAGAAAUGAUGAGUGCUGAGAGUUCACCAAAUUCUUCAAGAUUUUCAGACAUGACAGUACCACCUAGAAGGAUAGCGAGGGAAGACUCGAACAGCUCGAGCAGUAGUGACAUCAAAGUAGUACCAUUACCUCAACCACCAGCCGUUAUCAGAGAACACCUUAAAAUACCGCUCACAACCGAACCGGAACUCCCACAAAAACCCAUCAGAACAGAAACCGUAACAUCGCCUGCAGCAGACGUUGCCAUAGACUUAUCGAAAAAGUCUGUAGACUCUAAACCGGUGGUUACCGCUAAUUUUUACCAAGAAACUUUAUUAACUGACGAAGUGCAACAUCGAAGUGUUAUAACUGUGAAUCCUACUUACACAAGUCCUCAACCUUCAACAAGUUAUACCCAAGAACCUCUUAAACUAGAACCAGUGCCAAAGCCAUUUUUUGUUGAAAACCCCUUAGUAACAACCCGAACACCGGUGAACGCAGUGCCUAGGAUACCUAUCUCUCCAGGCCCAAGAAUGACUACGACCCCGGCUCCCAGAACACCUCUCACCCCAACACCGAGAACGCCAGUCACACCCAUCCUAAACAUAGAUUUUACAAAGAAUUUAACAAACCCAGAAAUAAAGUUACUAGAUACGGCCUCGGUCAACAUUGUGAGCGUACCUAAGAAUGAAAAAAAUUCGAUAAGACAAUUUCAUAGGCAAAAUUCGAAGCCGCCAAAACCGGAUAUUAAGAAAAUUGAAAUUAAGCCUGUCGUGGCUGUCCCAGUGGACAUAGAUAGUUUGAACUCUGGCAAUCUACAGAUAGACGAAGACUAUGAUACCUGA
Messenger RNA from Arctia plantaginis, 1080 nucleotides. The record is from the annotation of a GenBank genome assembly. Lineage: Eukaryota; Metazoa; Arthropoda; Insecta; Lepidoptera; Erebidae.